AUGCCCGUAGGCAUUGAAGCGUGGCUCACUCAGAUUCCACCCGUCACAAGGGCGUGGCUUGCGCUUUCUGUGUUGACCAGUUUGGCUGUGCAAUGUCAGCUUGUCACCCCGCUGCAGCUGUAUUUUAGCUUCAAGAGCGCGUUUACCAAUGCGCAGCCCUGGCGAGCGGCCACGACGUUCUUCUACUUUGGGUCGAUAUCGCUGGACUUUGUAUUCCACAUGUUCUUUUUCAUGCGAUAUAGCCGUAUGCUCGAAGAAUCGUCGUUCGCCAACCGCACAGCCGACUACUUCUGGCUGCUCCUGACCUCCUCCGCCAUGCUCCUCAGCCUAUCACCCCUCGUCAACCUCCCCUUCCUCUCUUCCUCUCUCGCCUUCGUGCCCAUCUACCUCUGGUCGCGCCGGCACCCAUCCACGCCCAUCUCGCUCUUCGGCCUCUUCACCAUCUCCGCACCGUACCUCCCGCUCGCGCUCGUCGCGUUCUCGUGGAUCAUCAGCGGGACGUGGAAGGCGGCGGCGGGGGACCUGCUCGGGUGCGCGGUGGGCCACGUGGGCUGGUUCGUGCGGGACGUGUGGUCGCGGGAGAUGGUGGGUGGGCGGACGGUGUUGAGUGAGGCUCCUGAUGUUUUGUGA
Molecule: messenger RNA, 630 nt
Organism: Coniophora puteana RWD-64-598 SS2
Lineage: Eukaryota; Fungi; Basidiomycota; Agaricomycetes; Boletales; Coniophoraceae
Product: Der1-like protein
Exons: 5
Coding region: 1-630 (209 amino acids)
Biological process (GO): endoplasmic reticulum unfolded protein response
Cellular component (GO): Hrd1p ubiquitin ligase ERAD-L complex; endoplasmic reticulum membrane
Molecular function (GO): ubiquitin-specific protease binding; misfolded protein binding
Source: RefSeq, a predicted model, not a curated record